Molecule: messenger RNA, 2135 nt
Organism: Triticum aestivum (bread wheat)
Lineage: Eukaryota; Viridiplantae; Streptophyta; Magnoliopsida; Poales; Poaceae
Exons: 3
Coding region: 95-1990 (631 amino acids)
Source: RefSeq, a predicted model, not a curated record
AGAUAGAAACCCUAAGCCUAAGGCGGGGGAGAGGCGGCGGCGGCGGCGGCGAUCUCAACAGCCAACAUCCCCAUCCCCAUCCCCAAGAUCUGCGAUGGCGGAUGGCGGCGGCGGCGGCGGAGAGUAUAGCAAUCUCAACAACCCUAUCACCUCCCCCACAAGAACUGCGGCGGCGGAUGGCGGCGGGGAAGACAUCGAGGAGGGGAGGCCUUGGCUGGUGAGCCCUCCGCCGUUCAAAAUCCGCCGCAAGCUGAGUGAUCCAGGUGCGUUUGCGGCGGCGGCGAAUGGCGGCGGGGAAGGCGUCGUGGAGGCGAGGCCUCCGCCGGUCAAAAUCAGAACCGCGGUGGCCGAUGGCGGCGGGGAAGACGUCAUGGAGGCGAGGCCUCCGCUGGUCAAAAUCCACAAGCUGGGUGCUCCAGGUACGAGUUCAAUUCGGCCUGAGGAUCAGAUUGAGGUCAUGCCUGCCAGCGACUACGAGAUGAAUUCGAUGCGUCCGGAGCACUUGGGGAAUGACGACAUGGACUUCAUUAAUCUGAUGCAUCCGGUGAUCCCAUGCGGUGAGGUUCAGAAGGACGAGAUGGGCUUAGGCAAACACUCCAUCAUCUCUGAGCAGCAGAUUGAGAACAAGACGACACUGGGGGAGGGGGAGGUCGAGAUGGACCUAGGCAAAUCAAACUCCAUCAUCUCUGAGCAGGAGAUCAAGGAGCUCUGCAAGCAGAUGAACAGUAUGGUCGUUUUUAUGAAUUUCAGGAUCGUACCAUCAGCCCCACUGUGCAGCAGCAGCAGCAGCAGCAAGGAGAUGAAAGAUGAGGACAAGGCGCAGCCCGUGAUUGACGGCAUCUUAAAAGAGUUAGCUGAUCUGCAGGGCAGCAUGUCCAAGCUCAAAUCGCAACUGAAACCUUUCUGGCACACCUACCCGUAUGAGGAGGAUUAUGUGGCGCCGGAGGAGGAGAAGGAUCCCAAGGAGAAGGCAAGGAAGCAGAUGGAGGAUGAUCAGGAGGUCUAUGAUUCCUACCUUCAAGGCCUUGGAUCUAAAGUUGGACACUUUGGAUACGCAACCCUAGUGAGCCCCAUGCACUUUACACACUACACGCCCAGACAGAUCCCAUCCGAUUAUACUACUCGUGGGAUCACCUUGCAGAUCUUCUCCUUCAAGAUUGCCAAGAUCAGUUUGGACCUGGAAUGGCCACUCCUGCAAUGGCCACUCAAAGUGUAUGGCGUCAUCGCCGCACGAGACAGUGUGGACCGCAAGCGCAACGUUCUCUUCCACCGGCUAAGGGACAACUUCCAAGAGAUCACCGAAAAAGACUCCUUUUUGUGCUUGACUGGCCCAUCUCGUGCAAUCUCAGCCGAAUCCCCUCUUGAGUUUGAAGUUGAACUAAAACUCAAGGGCGGCGAAGCAAAGUCUGAAGACAGCGUGUUGAUCAAUAGAAAAGGCCAUUACAAUGGUUAUGAUACCCAUAAUGGUUUCUAUACUGUCACUUUUGACAACUGUCUUUGCACAACCGAGUUAAGCCUGCAGAAACUGUAUAGUGGAGCAGUCCAAGCCACUUUCUUGCGUGUCGGCAUUGUUAAAGGCAGUCAAAGCCCUUUCAGUUAUGGAGGCAGAGUUGCUUGCUCCUCACCACCUCAGAAAGAUGGUAGUGAAGGCCCUGCCACUCCCACCCAAGUUGUAUUGCUUGAUUCUCGUUAUUGUGCUGGCGGGAAGAUGCCAAUAGGCGAAGAAGAUGGUUACCUUGAUCUGUCAAGGCAUGUUGUUUCUGUUGAAUUACGAACAGUGAGUGAAGAUUCUGAAGAAUUGGAAGAAACCCUGAAAGUUGUCAUAGAAGCCUACUCUCCUGUUGGUCCUGUGCAAGCUUCUGUCAUGGUCAGGCCUCAGUACUGCGGCAUAAGUAAACAUAAAUGUGACCUCGACGGCUCUAAGGUGAAGAUAACCAUUGCUUGGUCACCUAUUAUUAGCAGUGCUUUCACCAAAAAGGCUAUUCUGUGAGAGGGAUAUGUUCGAUGGUGCUCAAGUAUUUGCUCAGCUAUGUAAGAUGUGAACUUAUUGCUGUAUCGAUCUGCUAUGUAAUGUGUUUGACUGUGUGUAUCGACUCUGUUUUAUAAGCCAAGUCUAGAUGGUGUAUUUCUACUUA